UGCGAUUUUUGAGAAACUUUGCAUGCCUGUCAAAAGCGAGAUGAGCGCUCCGUCUCUUGAGUGUCCAGCUCGGCGCAGCUCGCCUUCCAGUCGAUGGCAUCGAUAGAUACGCUCCAAGGUGAAGCGUUAAAACUGCGACGCAAACAAUGAGCCAUGUGUGGUGUGUCGGAGCAAAAGCGAACGUUUAGCGUCUCCACCCUCAUUGCACGAAUAGCGCCCGACCUGGCGGAACGGAACGCAAUAUUUCGCUAGUGCGUCCAUCGUCCAUUGGCUGCAACGUCUUAGUAGUUCGUCAUCCAGGCGGAGGCACUCUAGUAUGAUUUCGCCCAAGGUCAUGAGCGAGUUGCAUCAGGCCAAGCUCGUGCCGACGCAAUUCACAGUACCGAAACCAGGUGAACACGCGUGGUCGCCGGCUGAGCAGCGUCGCUUCUGGGAGGCCAUUCAGCGCUUCCCACAGGGCCCCUGGACAGCCAUCGCCGCCUACGUGGGCUCGAAAUCCACUCGCCAAGCCAUGACCCACGCACAGAAGCUGCGGCAAAAACUCAGUCGAUGGAAACGACGUGUACGCAGCGACUCGGUCAGUUCGGCGUGUAGCACUGGCUCCAACUCGAGUGCAUCGGCCACGGUUACUACGCCUGCUGACGAUAAUGGAUCUCAGUCACCGCCAAUGUCACCGACGGAAUAUGGUGACAUUGGCAAGCUCAGUGUGAUGGACCAUAUUGAGGAGGAGGAUGAAAAGAAGUGCAUGGAGGACGACUGCGAACCGAUGGACAUUAAACCAGAGUUUAAGAGCGAAGUACAGCAGUUUGACGGUCAUGAGCAGGUGCACGAUGCACACGACGACCGCUACUUGGAGCAUCUGCUGACCGAUAUUGAGCCGGUACUGGAGCACGUCGCGCACUUUACGAAUGGUUCGCAUGACCACGGCACGGAGGAGGCAACGCGGCCAGUGGCGACGACCGACUACACCAGUGAACAGGCAGUGUAUUUUACGCACCAUGCGGACGUGGCGUCGGAACACAAGACGAUGGAGCACUCGUGGCAUCAACACCACCCGCACGCUGUGUAUUACCAGCAGCAUCAUCAGCAACAGUAUCACCACCAACCGUAUAGUGCGCCGGCUACCUCAACGGCAAUGCACUACACGCCCAGUGAGGGCGGCCACCAGCACAACAACUUCCACCAUAUAUAAGGUGGCCUCCGUCUCUUGUCGUCUAGAGUUUUCGCGAACAAGACUGGAGUAUGCGUGAUAGUGAAGCUGAAUUAGUUAAUAGUUAGUAGUAAUCAAACGAGUGGAUGGAUAUCUCAGCACUGCCUGGAAUUCAUGCGCCCCAGUCGUUCAUGACGUGGCUAAGAAGUACUGUACCCAUGUUGCUGUGGUAGACGGUCACCGUGAUGAACGCGUGAUAGCAGUUGGCAAAGUCGGGUCUGUAUUUCCAUCUGAUCUACUUCUCAAAGUGUCCGUCGAAGCCGACGAAGCCAGCCAUGAGGAAGACGUGGAAGAAAGGCUUCUUCUCUAUUCGAGAGCACCAGUUCCAAGCGCUCGUGAGACGCCCGUCGAUGCACGAGCCGGCAUCGAAGAAAUUGUCCGCACCGCUGCCGUCGAAGCCGUGCUUGAAAAAGUCACACAGAAUACGCUUCUGCAGCGUCUCGGCGCCGCCGAAGCUGUCUUCGAUAUACGCGCGCGUGUUGGGCUGCGCUGCCAGUGCUGGGAUGUCGUGCACCGUGUUGACGAUGGGACUGAGAAUGCGCGAAAUCUGCGUGUACUUGUCGAUGAACAUGAGGGCAUUGGGGACGUUGUGGUCACCUAAGUGUACCACUGAAGAGCCGACCCAGCGAGGACGCAGCUUCUGUGUGUGGUGCAAGAUCGAGUGCACCAAGUGAGACGUCUCGGGUGCGUGCUGCAUACGGUUGAGACCCUGACCAGUAUCACGGAGACGAUACAUGCUGCCACCCAGUAGAUCCUCUUCCACGACCCACCACAGACGUAGCAUGGACGUUGUAAUGUUCUUCCACAGCAGCAGUGACUGCAGCACGUACUCAUACUGACUAGCGUGGCUGUGACUUAGUCGCGCGCCGUUCUUACCUGCCCGAAUGUCGAGACUGAAACCUGAUUCUGCCUUCUCUGGUGUGAAAAACUUCUCCAAGUAGUCGAUCAUCCGCGUGAUUGGCGACCGAUUGGAUGCCAGGUAGCUCUGGCUAUCGGAAAUCGAUGCAAGGCACAGCCGAAUCUCUUCUUCGGACAGCGACGCGGACGAGUAGUCGUGCACGAGCUCCUCGAUCGCCUGUUGCUUGUCACGAGAGAAGCGCUGCAUUGCUUCUGCGUCAGCCAGUAGAUCGGGAUCAACAGCAGCCACUGAAGUCGCCACUGCGCAGCGCGUAUCACGCAGCAUCUCCAGUGCAUGGCGUUCCUUAAGCAGCGACGCCACUGUCUUAAUAGGUGCCACGCAGGAAAAGCCCAGAUAAUUCCUAAUUUCACGCAAGUUGGCGUCCUGUAGCAAGUAGAUCAUCUUGCCGUAGUUGUUGCGCAUGCGCUCCGGGUUCAUGAUCUUAUAGCGACGUCCGAUCUCAAAGACCUGGCGAAAAAACUCCUCGUUGUCUUUGAAUUGCUUGUCUUGUACGAGUCGACGUCCUUGACGGAAGUCGUUGGCGAUCAUCAGUCCAGAAAGCACUCCGAAGGCUUCAUUCAGCUCAUGGAUCACGCGUUUCACGGGCGAGCGGUAGGACAAAACGUCUACCUUGUCUGUGUAUUCGCUGACGUUGAGUGCUGCGUCCAGCAGG
Molecule: messenger RNA, 2781 nt
Organism: Phytophthora nicotianae INRA-310
Lineage: Eukaryota; Oomycota; Peronosporomycetes; Peronosporales; Peronosporaceae
Exons: 1
Coding region: 317-1192 (291 amino acids)
Source: RefSeq, a predicted model, not a curated record